AUAUCGAACGCAGAAGUGUUCUUCGAUUGCUUUGGAGGGGAGAGAGAGAGAGAGAGAGCACUAGAGCCCUUAAUUCUUCUCUAUCUCUUAAAGUUGUGAAGAAAAUUUUGAUUUUUCUUUUAGUUUCAGAUCUUUUUCUGUCUAGAAAUGGCAGCAAAUGCAGUUAGAGCGUCUGAAUCUCUCGACGAUUCACACGAAGGCGUUCCUCGCCGGAAAUCCUACUAGCGUAGGAGAACGAUCUUUGAUUUGCGUUCACAUGACCCAGAAGGACUAGAUCCUAUGCGAAGAUAUACUGCUUGAUGUUCAUCAGUCUACUUGAACCAGUAAGCUGAAAAAAACAACUUUUUUUUGGGGGGUUAGUACAGUUCCAGUGAAGUUAUUCCUGCUUAGAAUCUGUUGAAGUUUUUUAACUGUAAGCUGUGGAUGUCGACAUGUCGUCUGAUAUAGAAUAGCUUUAGCAUUCAUAUCUGUUUGUGGGUUGCUUUUGAAGCUUCAUUUGUUCAAACCAUCUGAUUUUUUAAGACUGACUGGAGGGAUUCUGAGUGGAGGAUCGAAGACUCUGCAGUGAUUCUAAAAUUUAUGGCUAAAUGCUCGGACACACUGAACUGUUCAGAUGCUUUCUUCAUUGAUCUGGCUAGUUUAAUUUGAUAGUGAUUUGUGAAUUAUUGGAGCUUCGAGGAUUAUAGAAGAGAUUUGAGCCUUGGGCCUUGAGAUUCUUGUUAUCUGAGGGUGGGAGAUGGACCACUUGCUUCUCCCUACUGUUGGACCGCCAAUAAAACGACGAGCGGGUUUACGAAGGAAACAGGCGGGAAGAGGUUCUUACCGAGGCAGCUAGGCCUUUGCAUUUGAGAAACUUAGGGUUCUCUGUGUUCUGACCCUGAGAGAGUUCUUGGGGAGUUAUAAUUUGACUGGUGUGGAGAUAUGGGUACUCACUUGCGGGAAACUCUCAGAAGCCUCUGUUCCAAGACACAGUGGAAAUACGCCAUCUUUUGGAGGCUUAAACAUCGAGAUCGCAAGAUUUUGAUUUGGGAGGACAGUUACUGCAAUAACCAUGAAUUACCUAACCAUUCAGAGAAUACAUGUUAUAUUGCCCUUGCGGACUUGCAUCAUGGGAGGUAUCAAGAAGACCUUCUGGGAUUGGCCCUGGAAAAGAUAACUUAUGCUGUAUAUCCACUUGGUGAAGGGAUUAUUGGCAAAGUGGCAGCUUCUGGAACACAUCAGUGGACUUUCACAGACAGGCCUGUAUCUGGUUCAUGUUCAUCAUCUGAAUACUUUGAUGGGUGGCAAGCUCAGUUUUCAGCAGGGAUUAGGACCAUUGCUGUUGUUGCUGUAACUCCUCUUGGAGUUGUACAACUUGGCUCUUUAGACACGGUUUUUGAGGAUUUGAACUUGAUUACUCAUAUCAAAGAUAUCUUUUGUUCACUGCAAAGUUCCUCUAUAGAUUUCUUCCCAAUUCAAUGCAAUAUACUACUUCUCUACCAGUCAGAAAUACCAACCGAAAGUUCAGAUGAAGAGGUCAUAAAUGGUUGCCUUGGCAUUCUAGAAGAAGGUGUCUCUGAUCACUAUCCAAAGGAAGCUGUUGAAGUGGUUGAUAAACAGAAUACAAGCUUAAAUAAUGUUAUGCUGGAGUCUGGAGUACAUAUCCCUUCCCGGCCUGCAGAUUCCCAUGUUUCUAUGGCUUUGGAGGAAGUUAGGUGUGAUAGUAUGAUUUAUCUUCAAAAUGAGGGACUCCAUGCUCCUGAACCAUUUGAAAUGCAGCUAGGGGGGGAAAGUUUGGAGCAGAAGUUGAAGUUGCAGACUGAAAAAAAACAUGUGGAUGCUAUGAAUACUUUGUUAAGGUUCUCUGGUGGAUGUGAGGUACAGGAAGCCCUUAGUCCAGCUUAUGUUACGCAACAGAAUCACUCAGGAACUGAGGGUGAGGCAGUAUCUAUUGAGCCCACAAAGGGGAUGGGCACUAGUCAGUUUACAUCAGAGUGUAGGUCAGAUAAUCUUCUAGAAACAGUGACAGCUAAUGCUUGCAUUGGUUAUAACACUGUUAAAAGUGAGUCUUCAUUCUGUAAAUCAUCGCAGUCAGUUGUGACAACUGAAAAAAGCCCGCAGGUGCCCAUACAUGCUAAGCAUGCUUGCAUUUCUGCACAGGGACCGAAUGGUGAGUCCUCUGUUGUAGAGGACGCAAAUUACCAGUUAACUUCUACUUGGCAUUUAGCAGAAGCACAUAAAAGAUCUCGAAAGGAAUUAUCCUCGAAAACUCCUAGCACAUGUAGUAAGCAGUCAAGCAAGCGGGUGGAACCAGCUAAAGUCAGCAAAAAGAGGCCUAGGCCUGAUGAAACUUGUAGGUCUAGAUCUAGGGACAGACAACUGAUCCAAGAUCGUAUUAAGGAGCUCAGAGAUCUUGUACCUAAUGGGUUGAAGUUUGCUACUGGGGCACACAAUCAAGCACAUGCUUUUUCUACGAGUGUCACUGAGCAUGCUGAAAAGCUAAGGAAGUGUGCUGAAUCAUCGGUGCAUGAUAAGGGAAUUGAUUUACUAGGAUCUUACAGACAUGAACAUGGUUCAAGCUGGGCUUUGGAGCUGGGAAGUCCACUUCGUCCUAUUGUGGUGAAGAACCUCAACAUGAGUGGGCAGAUGCUUGUGGAGAUGUUGUGCGAGGAAUGCAGCCUUUUUUUUGAUAUAGCAGAUGCCCUCAUAGGUCUGGGUCUAAUAAUCUUAAAAGGUGCGACUGAAAUUCGUGAUGAAAAGAUGUGGGCAUGCUUUGUUGUUGAGGGUGAGAAAGGCCUUCAUAGGAUGGAUAUCUUGUGGUCGCUUAUGCUAUUGUUGAAAAAAAAAAUGUACGGAUUUGUGCCUUUUGUCCCGUGUGUGUGA
Molecule: messenger RNA, 2862 nt
Organism: Macadamia integrifolia
Lineage: Eukaryota; Viridiplantae; Streptophyta; Magnoliopsida; Proteales; Proteaceae
Product: transcription factor EMB1444-like
Biological process (GO): regulation of DNA-templated transcription
Molecular function (GO): DNA-binding transcription factor activity
Source: RefSeq, a predicted model, not a curated record